CCUGAUGAACUCAACAAAACCAACUGCGGAACACACCGCGGGAGGCCAAGGACGAGAUUAAUCGAGGAAGAAAACAAAAUGAGGAUUGGAGGAGGAAUGGUGUAUGGAGCUCCACGCGCCACUUCUCUGCUCCUUGGCCACGGCCUCAGCCGCCGGCCGACGCUACGCUGCUUCUCCGCCGCCGCUUCUCCUUCUCCUACUCCAUCGCUUCUAUUUCCCGACCAUACGGAAUUCAUCAGAGAUGUAGCAGCGAUUCAGCCUCCCAAGCAUUUGCCCCACUUAAUGAGAAUGCUCCGCACCAGAGGAGAUUCUAUUGUUUCACCUGGAGACAAGCAAGGGUUAAUCCCGCUAGCUAUUCCACUUGCGAAAACUAGCUCAGCUUCUGACUGGGAGUUUGAUUUAAUGUUAAGGAUAGAUGAUUUAAUUGCAUUGCUGAGAUGGCCAACUGCGCCGCCUGGGAUGGAAAUGCCGGUAGUAGAGGUUCGAAAAUAUGGAGUUUGGCUUCUGGCAAAGACGGUUGAUCAAUUCAUCCACAGAAUCUUGGUAGAGGAGGAUGCCAAUUUGCUUUACAAAGGCAAUGAUGAGAUAUUUGAUGCUGCAGCGGAUGCAGGGGAGAAUCUAUAUACCAAGGGUGACUUUGCUAAAUCUCAGAUUUCCGAUCUAGAUGUUUAUCUGUUAAAGAAGGUUGGCUUGUUUCCUGAUGUCCUGGAGCGCAAAGUGAUGCGCCAUUUCGAGAAAGGGGACCAGGUUUCUGCUUUGGUUACUGGGGAAUACUAUACAAGGAAAGAGCACUUUCCGGGAUUCGCAAGGCCCUUUGUAUUCAAUUCCAAGAUAUUGCUCAAGGUUGGGCGUACGCUAGAAGCUAAAGAUGCAGCCAGGGGUGCUUUGAAGUCGCCAUGGUGGACUCUUGGUUGCCCUUAUAAGGAAGUCGCCGAGAUAGCAGAAUGGGAAGAUGAGCAGAUUGAGUACAUGCAAGAAAGAGUAACAGAAGAUGGAAGGCAACAAGACCUUAACAAGGGGAAAGAUCCUGCUCAGAUUGUCCUGGACGAGGCAGCGUUCUUACUGGACUUGGCUUCCAUUGAUGGUAGUUGGGACGAUUACUUGGACCGGAUUGUCGGCUGCUAUAAGGAGGCUGGUCUUCAUGAUGUUGCCAGAUUCUUGGAGUACAGAGACUGAGAGUUGAGUGUCAAAAGAGAAAUUUUCUUCUCUCUUCAUGUUAAGAUUACACACUGCGAACUCUUUUUCGUUUUCGAUAAUACACAAUGCAGAGUUCAAUUACAACUGGAUAUGUUCCCUUCUGCAAGGUCUUUGGAAACUACUUUCCAGGCAGCUUUUCCUUAUUUUCUCACAUUCAGACGCGCCAAUACAAGAAAAGGACCCAACAAGCUGGGCUUCAAUGUUCGUAUAUCUACAGAAGCAAUGCACAAAGCUCAGGCGAAACAAGCCAAAGAAGAAAAUAAAGGCAACUCCAUCUUUUCCAAGGGG
Molecule: messenger RNA, 1485 nt
Organism: Linum tenue
Lineage: Eukaryota; Viridiplantae; Streptophyta; Magnoliopsida; Malpighiales; Linaceae
Source: the annotation of a GenBank genome assembly